AUGCAAGAGAAACUUGCAUUAGCGGCGUUGUCGGCGGGCCCGGGCGCGGCCCGCAUGCGCGCGUGGAGACUGCACGCGUACGGCGCAGCGCGCGACCUGCGCCUGGAGGCGGCGCGCGUGCCGGCGCUGCGCGCGCCGCGCGACGUGCUGGUGCGCGUGCGCGCGGCCUCGCUGAACCCCAUCGACGUGGCCAUGCUGGCCGGCUACGGCGCGCGCGCGCUCAAUGUACUGCGCGCGCUGGACGGCGCGCCCGCUGGCCCGGAGUUCCCGCUGGUGCCGGGCCGCGACUUCGUGGGCGUCGUGGCGCGCGCCGGGCCCGCCAGCCGCCUGCGCCCCGGCCAGCGCGUCUGGGGCGUUCUGCCGCCGCAUCGACAGGGCUGCCACGCUGACUUCGUCGUAGUCAAAGAUGAAUGGACGGGGCCCGCACCGGCCGCACUGUCGGACGCCGAGGCCGCGGGAGCGCUGUACGCCGCGCUGACCGCAUGCGCCGCGCUGCGCGCCGCCGGGCUGGACGCGGCGGCGGCGACGCGGGCGCCGCGCGUGCUGCUGCUGGGGCUGGGCGGCGUGGGGCAGGCGGCGCUGCAGCUGCUGGCGGCGCGCGGCGCGCACGUGGUGGUGGGCGCCGCGCCCGCGCUGGCGGCGCUGGGCGCGCGGCUGGGCGCCGCCGCCGUGCUGGACCGCCACGCGCCCGACUACGAGCGCCGGCUGGAGGACGCCGGCCCCUACGACGCGGUGCUGGACUGCGCCGGGCUGGGCGGCGACGAGGCGGCGGCGCGGCGCUGGCGGUUCUCGCGCUACGUGACGCUGACGUCGCCGCUGCUGCGGACCAUGGAGGCGCGCGGCGUGGCGGCGGGCGCGGCAUGCGCGGCCGCGACGCUGCUGGCGCAGAAUGCGCGCGCGGCUGCAGCGCCGGGCUCGCUGCCGUCGCCGGGCUCGCUGCCGCCGCAGGUGCGCUGGGCGUUCUUCUCUCCGUCGGCGGCGGACAUCGAGCAUCUGCGCCGUCUCGCGGAACGCGGCCAGUUCACUGUAUGCGUGGAGCACGUGUUCCCGUGGUGGAGUGGGGCGGAGGCCUACGAGCGAGCGCAACGCGGCGGGGCCCGCGGUAAGCUAGUGUUGGACUUCACGGCGGAGGGCGGGGGCAGCGAGGGGAGCGUCUCGUCGUCCUAGCGUAUUCCCUGAAUCCAGUAAAUGGUGUAUACUUGGUCGUGUUCAGGUGUCCGGCGCACAACGCACGCACUCACUCGAGUACUCGCCUCGUUGUAUGCCAUUCGAAUUUGAGUCGAACAGAUCUCGAACAAAUUAUUUUUGUAAAUAGGCCAUAAAACAGCUUUUUUCUCGCAGCAUUAUAUAAUACAACCUACAUGAAGCCAAUAGUUCCUAACUGACUAUUCUAAGAAGAAAUUCCGAAACAACCUCGGCCGUACAGACAAAUGUAUAAAUAAUAUGAAGAACUGUGCACAUUGUGAUAAUUGUUAGUGCACACCAGUUCGAGUGAACCCGCCCAGGUGGCACGUUAGGUUACAACCAGCUCAAGCGACCGAUGUUGCUGAAUGCUCCGACCGAAAUAACAGUUGGGUGGCUCCCACAAAUACCAGAGAACCUACUGAACUAGUGGUCGACGAGCGCGGCUAAGUCUGUACUUGACAAUAAUUAUUGGAAAGUGUAAUUGUACAUGUAUGUUUAAUUAGUGUGACAUAUAAUAGAUAUGUAUAUAGUAUAUAAAUGUUUGUGUUAUUCUAACAAACUGUAUAUAAAUGUAACUUUAUGUGACAAACAUGUCAAUAUGUCAACGUGACCUGCGCUAACGUUACAGCAGGAUAUCUUUCAAGUAGGCUUUAAUUUUAUACAAUGCUUAAGGGAGCGUCCACAUUAGGCGAAUGUGCCGCGAAUGCGCAGCUCGCGAGACGUUUGCGAGCGGCCCGCGAGCUGCGCGCAUUUUUGUUCGCGCGCCGCUUCUGCGCCGCCCGCGCGCAGAUCGCGCUCGUUCUUCUGAGCGCCGUUCGCGACAAGCGCGCGGGCGGCGCGCUAGUUAUUAAAUAAUUUAUAACUUACCCGCUCAGUUCGUUUCUGAUUACUGGAGGCUAAGUGCGUGUUGUCAUGGAGUGGACGGAGGAGAAUUGCGCAGAUUGUGCGCGGCUCGCGCGCUCUAUACGAGCCUUGCAUGAGUUGCGCUAAAGAGGCGCACCAAAGCAUUGCAGUGAUUGCACGCGCGCAUCUCGCGGGCCGGUCGCAAUCGGCUCGCGAGCUGCGCAUUCGCGGCACAUUCGCCAGAUGUGGACGCACCCUUACAUUUCAGUAAGGUGUAUCUUUAGUGACACUUUAAAUAAAACCUCCGAGAAUUUUAUGUACGUGAUGACAAAAGGAACCUUUACUUUCCGUGGCUGAGAGGUCGUCAGGACUCACGACGUUUGUUUACCCCUCGCGUGGUAGCAAAAUAAUGUAGGUACCUACAUCUUCUUCUAAAAUAAACCACCAUUUUAUGUGCGUAAAUAACAUUUUCUUAAAUGUAUUGAAAGGCAGCUGUCAUUGUUUUAAUUAUCUUAUAACACCUUAGCGUAUGCCUUGGACUAAGAUUAUAGAUUGAUCGAAUGUCUCUUUUCUGCAAAACCAAGAUAGACUGAAUAUCAGCAGCAUUUCCCCACAACAUACAAUGAACACGUCGUUUCUAUUUUCUGUUUUCAUUUGUGGAAGGCAAUCGGCGCCGCCUCAUCGACACCAAUGUAUUAACGAGACCUUUGCCGACCUUUUAGGGAUAAGGGUUUCGGAUAUUUAAGGAUUGGAAAGAAGGGUCUUGAAUUUGUGUCAUUUACAGUUGACAAGCAUUAGUGUUAUAGGUAUGUAAGACCAUACACAUAAUAAGCAGGCACACGAGCAAUUAAUAAAUUGUUAAUUAUUAUGUUUUCGGCUUACUCACGUAAUAAUUUGACAAGAUACUCGACUAGUUUCAAGCCAUGCUAGAGGCAUGUUCAUGAGCAGCAUUCCGCGACACGCGAAAACAUAAUACUUAAUUAAUUUCGAAUGUCUCACGAAAGUUAUAAUAAAAAUAUAAUAAAUUGUUGAAUAUGUUUAGUCGUUUUUUACUGCCUCUCACCUCACUGGUGAGCAGAAAUUUCUUCUGACCCUUCCAAAAUGGAGGAGAUUCUUAAUUCGGGUGGUUAUUGUAUGGGCCUAGCUAUGUGUCAGCCACAUACGCAGGUACAGCUUGCCUAGCCUAGCCGCCUAGCCAGCUUGGUUUAGAACAACAGGAGCAUUUUAUGUAUCAAUCCAAGAACGAGAUAGAAAAGCCCCUAAGCAGUCGUGUGCACAGUCUGCGGAGCCUCAUAUGUAUACUUACUCUAAUAGCGAAGGAUUACAACGGGAAUGUAUCUUUUAUGCAUUUACUUAAGCUACUUAUUGUUAUAUAUAAAUAAACUAAUUUGUAAAGAAACUGGCUCAAAAACCAACAUAAAAUUAAUUACUUACAUAUUUUUUUUUUAAAUUAAUUACAUAAAAUUAUUGAAAUCGAAGGAGGUAAGGUAGGUACCAAGUAUUAUUGAAAGUGCGGUUAAUCACUUGAAUUAACUAAGAAAAGCACUUCAAGACACAACGGGAUUCUUAUUCACUAAAUAGUGUGCGCGUCGCGUCCUCUAGCGACUAACGUGCGCGAACUAAAUUAGCUUACCUUACUUGUGGCACACACGAUCCGAGUUGUUCCCAACUUGGUUGGUCGACAUAGGCUUCAAGAUUGGUUCCAAAAGGGUGGCACCGCAGAAGCGACUCCGUUCCCCAUUGUGUCGGGGAAACAAAACGGCAGAUCGGCCUGAAACAACCAAAGCAUUGAGUAUUGCCGUGUGAGUGGGGUUGCUAGAGGCCCAAUCCUUCUCCUCCCACAAUUCCUCCCCAAUCUUCAAAAAGCAAGCAAAUCACCCAUUAGGUAGAUACUCCUCUGGUGUUGGCACAUCGUAUGGGUACCCAUCCAUUGGCGGCACCGAAUUUGUACCAUCUGAUGAUAAGUAGGUUUCUUCUAUUGCCGUCUAUCACAUGAAUAAAUCUCCCGUUAGUAUGUUUGUAAGUGAUCAAAUGACGACAUUCUGUGCCACAAGAAGAAGAAUUAAUUAUUCUAUACCACACAGUCAGUACUAAUAUUGCUAAAAUUUUACAUUCGAUUGUUUCUAGGGUUCCGUAGUAAACUAGGAACCCUUAUGGUUUCGCCAUGUGACUGUCUGUCCGUCCGCGGAUAACCUGUGACCGUUACCUUUAG
Molecule: messenger RNA, 4240 nt
Organism: Spodoptera exigua (beet armyworm)
Lineage: Eukaryota; Metazoa; Arthropoda; Insecta; Lepidoptera; Noctuidae
Source: the annotation of a GenBank genome assembly